Boeremia exigua is the source of this 4199-nucleotide messenger RNA. RefSeq lists its product as uncharacterized. NCBI's taxonomy places the organism in Eukaryota, Fungi, Ascomycota, Dothideomycetes, Pleosporales, Didymellaceae. The transcript has 4 exons. Bases 116 to 3790 code for a protein of 1224 amino acids. The record is from RefSeq and is a predicted model, not a curated record.
CCUCAACAACAUCAGCUCAGCAUUCAGCUGCUUCAGCCGAAUCUUGUUAUACAGAUGUUUCCACGGACUUCCGUCCUGUUAGCUUCACUGUUGCCUUUUAGGCCUUCUUCUUAGGAUGCCAGGCAUUCAAACAAGCUUGCCCAUACCCACACAGCCUUGGGAGAGAGCCCAGAAGCGUUUCCUCGAUGGGCUUUCCGAUGGAGAAAGGCAUCUUUACGAAGAUGCAUCGCUAGAGAACAUCUUCUAUGAUGCAAGCGCGGAGCAAAAGCGGUUUGCUCGUGGUAGUCGGGCAUCACGUCUGCUUGAUCUUCUAUCCCCGAUUAUCGAGUCGAUCGAGGAUUACGGCAAGGCGAUGGAUGUCUUUGUCAAUACAGCUCCGCUGGUACUGAGUCCUCUAUGGGGAAGUAUUAGAGUACUUAUACAUAUAGCUGGCGAGGCUGCCAAGUUCCAGGAGCAACUCAUUGAGAUGCUAUCUGAGAUCGGUGAAGAACUUCCAAGAUAUUGCGUUCUCCAAAAAGUGUAUAGCAACCACGAAGCUCUUCUAGUGGCCAUCUCAUCUGUUUAUCUUGAGGUCUUGCAGUUCUGUGUGGCUACCAAGGAAUUUUUCCUACGUGCGCGGAGGUCAAAACUCCCGUUGUCUAUAGUACUCAGCGGCAUGUGGAAAUCCCAUCGUCGACAGUUUACCGAGUCAAUAACUCAACUCCGCAAGAAAUCCAAACAUGUCAAAAAGGAGGCUGGUCUAGCUCACUACAUCGAAGGAUCAAAUAGCCAAGAAGUCGAGCGGCAGAAUCGUGCACUACAGCUGCAGCAUAUCAGAAUGCGACGACGCAAUCUCAUUCUGUCGAGUCUCGCCGUGGUAGACUACGUUGCGAAACAAUCGCGCUUCGCUACAUUGAGGCAUCCUGGGACCUGUAAAUGGCUGCAAAGAACCUCAGCGUACAAAUCCUGGAUCCAGAGCACCGAUUCAGGUUGCAUGUGCUGCUAUGGCAUCCCAGGAGCCGGCAAGUCGAUCUUAGCCGCGAGCUUGAGAGAUGAUUUAUUAGAUGCCAACACUGGAAAGUCAGAUGUGCUAAUUUGUUAUUAUUUCUGCGAUUACGCCGAGAUUUCUUCUUUGGAUCCAGCUUAUAUACUUCUGUCUCUCAUCAAGCAAGCACUAGAACAGCUUCCAUGGGAUAUCUUUGAGGAGGAUUUCGAAUGUCCAUACGUGGAAACUGGACGUAAACAUACAUCCCUUACUGAGAGCUCAAAGUAUCUUUGCCAGCUGCUUCGAAGAUUCACAACAACUUACAUGAUAAUUGAUGGCGUCGAUGAGCUUAGUCAUGAAAAUCAGACGCACAUGCUGGAUUUUCUCAAUCAACUGCAGGGUUCAGCGUUCACCGUCAAGAUCUUCGUCACAAGUCGAACAGAGGAGUAUCGUAUCAAGAAGGCUCUUCAGACGCCAAACAUCAUACGUUUGUCAGAGAAGCAUGUUGAUAGCGACAUCGCCCUUUUGAUCAAUGAUAAGCUAGGGGAGCUCGAGGAUCAACAUCCCAUACUUCUGGAUAGCAAGUUGAAACAGGAGGUUAUCAAAGCACUAGUAAAUGGUGCUAAGGGAAUGUUCUUGUGGGUACGCUUCCAGUUAUACGAUAUCGAGGAAGCACUUACACCAGAUGCUAUCCGCACAGCGCUUGCUAAUUUGCCCAAAACACUCACCGAAACCUACCAAAGAAUUAUCGACAAGACUGUUCGCGAUCCGGGAGGACAAGAAAAGGCCAACAUGAUGACGAAAGUCUUCUGCUGGCUCGCUGUCGCUCAAAGACCGUUGCACGUUAGGGAGCUUGAAGAAGCUGUUGCUAUUGAUCCUUCUGACACAUAUCUACAUGUUGAUCGUGUACCAAGAAACGCAGGUGAACGACUCGUCUCCGCAUGCAGUAAUCUUGCCAUGCACAACGUUGAAGAUGACACGGUGGUAUUUGCGCAUCAUACAGUAAAACAAUUCUUCUGCUCCUCCGCAAGCAAUGCUAUAGGUACAACAUCGAUUUUUAUCGAGGUCAGCAAAGCCCGCGAUGAUAUCGGCGAAAUGUGUCUUGCCUAUCUGUCAUUCUCAGACUUCGAAACUCAACUCACAAAGCUUGAUUCAAAGGUUUUCGUCAACCAAAGGAUGACUAAUGACAUGGUCUGGUAUAACGUGCCUUUUGGCUCACGCAUCCGCAGGGUGGUCAGGUCGCUGCCUUUCUGGCGAAGAGGUGUCGCUAGUGAGUCUGAUUACGCAAUGGCUCUAGCUCUCCCCGCAGCUGCGAGGCCCUCAGGCAUGCUCGUUACCAAAUACUCACUGUUGGAAUACAUCAUCGAGUUCUGGAUCUUCCACACGGCGCACCUGCGACCAGACAGCUCUAGCUGGGCCAAAUACCGACGUACAGCUAUGCAUCAACAACUGCCGUUCGAGUUUCGUCCAUGGAACAGUGCACAACACCAAGACAAAUUUCGCAGUUUCUUAGGAGAGUUGAGUCUUGCCGCGAGCAGUAAAGGCCAUCGUUCUUCACCACUGGCAACCGAAAAAGCCCGUUGGGCGAUGUUUUCAUGGGCGCUGAAGUAUGCACUUGGCUCAGUUCUGGCGCUACUCAAGCAAGAGGAUAUUGAGGGAUACUUCGCGCUCAUUCAGCAAGCACAUACGCCUCCUGGUACGCUGCCGCACCAUUCAGGGCCGCGACCUGUCUUGGAAGCUCUUCAAAACCUGACUGCGGCCGCGACACCCAUACUGGCCGAGUCCAGUCUGGGCGGUGCUUCUCAGGCAGUGUGGAGUGGCGGUUCAUUGAAACGGCUCUUGCGCAUCUCGCUUGAUAUGCGUCAGUCAAUAUACAAUUAUCUGGUUGUAGAAUUUUCGCACAGCUUCGGGCCCGAGUUUUGGAAUCAGCUCGCCAUGGAAGGUGCGCUCCAUGCUAUGCGUUGCGGUGAUGAGCAAGUCUUCAAAUGCAUCUAUGACGGCUACCUCGAUACGCCCCAGGUACCUCAUAAAAGCGUUGAACAGCUGCGUGUAACCCUUAUGGGCCCCAUUCUGUUCGACUUCGACUCACUGGAUUGGUCCAACCUUCUCGUCCUCUGGCGUUACUACUCGUACCUGAAACCAUUGACUGCGCUGAGCGACUAUUCAACGAUAGUAAAAGAGGACAACGUGCGGCAAGCUUUGAUUGUAAUAGCACUCUUGCACGGAGAAGGUUUUGCGGGAGUAGAACCUCUUGCAACCCCUGACCCGACUCAGAUGGGCCACAGGUUGACUAUAUCUGGCGAUGGGGCAAAAUUCGCCGCAGAACACAAAGAGAAUUCCAUACUCCGCGCAUUUGAGGACGUCGACGUGGAUAGUCUGACGACGUCACUAUUUCGGGUGUGGCAAUGUUUGGUCAAAGAAGUUCCUUCGGCAGUUGAAGCCUUUGCUGUGGGCGCAUACACGCUUCUAGCCCAUCACGACUGCGACUCCAUGUUCACGCUUGAAGUCUACGAAGACAGUGACAAGUAUCUGCUGCAGUACGAUGUAUAUGGCGACCACACUAGACUGUUUGAGUUCGAUUGGAAGUCAUACAUUACUCUGCGGGAGGAAUUUAAGUACCCAAAAACCGCAGAAGUGCUUGUCUUGCGGCCGAAACGUUUUGCUGCAGAUGUCUUACUAUCACUUGUGCUACUAGCCUCGGAUCUAGUAGGACAAGGCUCUGGCCAUCGCUCAUUACGAAACGUCUCCAAGACCGCUCCAGCCAUGUCUACCUUCCAGGUCAAAAAGGCGCGUUGGAACAUUCGCCAAGCAGUGCGAAAGCUUUGAUCUAUCCCCACAAUCAGAACGUACACAAGAUUACACAGAACCGUGUUUGCGUAGUGCAAUUGAAUCUUAUCUGAAUUUGUUCUUUCUGUUCGUCCUUGCUGUUUUCUUUAUAUCGUACUAUCGAACUACGCUAGGGAGAUUGUAUAAUACAGCAGUAUCUAACUGCAGCCAUGUUUAGCACACAACCCAGUUCGAAUUGCCGACUACGAGAGAAAAUUGCUUUGGCCCGAUGCCGAUCUGCACCCUCCAGAUAUUCUGCUUUCAAUUGGGACCGGUCGGCAUAGAGAGGAUACUGAUGACGUCCUCGAGGCCUCGCGCUUCGAUAGUAGGCGCUUUCAGAUCCGUAAAAUGCUGAACCAAGUCAAGCCGUACGUGAUACGCUCUAUGCCCGUGCCAAAAGCUCCUACUG